Molecule: messenger RNA, 738 nt
Organism: Heterobasidion irregulare TC 32-1
Lineage: Eukaryota; Fungi; Basidiomycota; Agaricomycetes; Russulales; Bondarzewiaceae
Exons: 6
Biological process (GO): triglyceride catabolic process; phosphatidic acid biosynthetic process
Cellular component (GO): lipid droplet; endoplasmic reticulum
Molecular function (GO): acylglycerone-phosphate reductase (NADP+) activity; triacylglycerol lipase activity
Source: RefSeq, a predicted model, not a curated record
UGUACGACAGGCAGAAUAGGCGAAGCGCUUGCAAAAGAGUUUCACUCGCAGGGUAAUGCACAAGUUUUUGCAACAUCGCGUAAUGUCGAUGCAAUGCCAACCUUGGCGGCAAUUGGUAUCGAGACACUUGCUCUUGACGUCACAGACGUUAACAGUAUUCGGGAGGCGAAAAACGUGAUAGCGGAACGUACGGGGUCAUCGCUUGACAUUCUUGUGAACAAUGCUGGUACAACAUAUCCCUCGGCAGCGAGUGACAUCUCCAUGGACAGGGUCCGUGCAGUGUUUGAUGUUAACCUCUUCGGUGCAAUGACUGCCGUACACGAAUUUCUUCCUCUCCUGUUGGCCACUGGAGACUCUCGGAUCGUCCAAAUGUCGAGUUUGGCUGGACUUAUGCCGGUACCUUUCAACAGCGCGUACAACACAAGCAAAGCUGCACUUCUAUCGUAUGGGGAUACACUGCGCGUGGAACUUGCACCACUCAAUAGCAUCAUGCAGAAUAUGCCAAGAUCACUUCCCCCGGAUUCGAUAUAUCAGCCGAUUAACCAGGAAUAUGCGCGUGACCGCAUUGAGCAUUUCCAAGACAGCGCGUUACCAGUCAGCCAACUUGCGAAGACUGUGGUCGCCGAAGCACUGACGAAGACUCCUCGAGCAUGGGUGUAUACCUCAAAAAACGCGUGGCUCGUAUGGAUAGUCAGCACGUUCAUGAGCAGGACAGGAUUCGUACGUGUGUAUCUGUGA